AUGGCAGAUAGCUCAGCACCGACAAUCCGUGUCGACCUUGAGCACGACGACUACGAGAAGCUUUCCGCAACAGUAUGGUUCAGCUACGAUGUCUGCGCGCCCAAGCGACCACUACCUUCAAUCUCAGUCCGGGGAGAGAUCCGCACAGAUAGACUCAUCGUCAGACCACUCCUGCCAUCUGAUCUCGAGGCUUUCCAUGAGCUCCGCAAGAUAGGCGAGACGCAGAUUCACUCUACGGCUCGCGGACGUCCUGACAGGGAUGUGGAAGAGACACGGCAGAACCUCGAGCGCUUACAAGCACCACACGACCAGCGCCAUUGGUACUGGGGCGCUUUCUUGGCUUCCACUGGCGAGCUCAUAGGCGAGGCCGGGCUCCCUGACAGCGAGGACCAGCCCACAUCCGGCUGGACUCGAUUCGAAAUCCUAUUAAAGCCAGCAUACUGGCGGCAGGGCUAUGGCACGGAGUUAUUCAAAGCGGUAAUGGAGGCUUGGUGGAAGCUGCCCGGGGAGAAGAGGAGACGUCAGCUUCUGCCCAUGGUGGUAGGGGACAAGGAGCCCGGCGAGGAGGUGCCCGAGGCUAUCGAACUCAUAUGGGAGGCCGAGAACACGGCAGCGCAGAAUUUCUUUACCAAGACGCUUGGGCAGUCGCGCCUCUCGCUUCAGGGCUCCUUCGUGGGUUUUGACUGGCGGGAAGGGCGUGAGGGCAAUCUUGAGACAACGAAAUGCGCCGUAGCUCAGGUCAGACCACUGGUCAGCUGGUCUAUUGAGAUCGACUUCUGCAUCUGCAGAUAA
Molecule: messenger RNA, 792 nt
Organism: Diaporthe amygdali
Lineage: Eukaryota; Fungi; Ascomycota; Sordariomycetes; Diaporthales; Diaporthaceae
Product: acyltransferase
Exons: 2
Coding region: 1-792 (263 amino acids)
Molecular function (GO): acyltransferase activity, transferring groups other than amino-acyl groups
Source: RefSeq, a predicted model, not a curated record